CCCUUCUGAUAUCAAUAGCUGUUUAUCCUUGUAGAUCAAUUAUAGAGAUAUGCAAGACCAGAGAGGACUGGAGGAAGCUUCAGCUCCUAAAUUGCGGAAAAAGAAAACAUCACAACCAAAGGCUCCAGUGUUGCAAAAAGAAGGGAAUAAGGCAAAAAGGAUGCAAGAUGUGCGUGCAAUGCCAAUUCAAAAUGGGUUAACACCCACCAAAAGAGUCCCACCAAACGAAGUUUCCCCAUUAUUCCAAUAUGCUGAGAAAUCAACACCUGAAUUCUCGCCAGAUGCUUCCACUUCUGGAAAAGAAUAUCGGGCAUUAAGGAGAAAGUAUCUAUUGCUGGAAGAAGAAAGUUUUGGUCUUAAUAAAGAAUUGAGAGAAGCCGAAGAUGAGAUCAAGGCCCUUGAAGACGAGAAGCUAACACUCCUUGAUGAUCUUGUUGUGUUAGAAGGCCUGGUUGAUCCUUCAGAUAUUCAAUCCCAAGGCCAGCGAUUAUGAUGGUUUAUUUAAAAUGUGUUUUUCAGUAAACUGGGGAUAUAUACAGAAUUCUGUACAACAAUCCAACUUCUGUUAGCAUAAAGUUGAGAUUGUAACGAUGCAUUAUAUAACAUCGACUGGUUUUUUAUUGCACAAUGACCAAA
Solanum verrucosum is the source of this 636-nucleotide messenger RNA. RefSeq lists its product as uncharacterized. Bases 50 to 493 code for a protein of 147 amino acids. The transcript has a single exon. The record is from RefSeq and is a predicted model, not a curated record. Lineage: Eukaryota; Viridiplantae; Streptophyta; Magnoliopsida; Solanales; Solanaceae.